Pieris macdunnoughi is the source of this 471-nucleotide messenger RNA. The record is from the annotation of a GenBank genome assembly. NCBI's taxonomy places the organism in Eukaryota, Metazoa, Arthropoda, Insecta, Lepidoptera, Pieridae.
AUGUUUUCGUUUAAUUAUAUUUUCACGUGUGGUUUAGUUUUAUCCGCUUGUUAUUUGCAAGAUAAACCCGUAAAAAGUCAAGAAGUGCAGUUGCCUCCAGGGCAAGAAUGUCAGAUGACGCCUGUAAUUCAUGUCCUGCAACAUCCAGGCUGUGUACCUAAGCCGAUACCCUCUUAUGCUUGUAUUGGCAAAUGUACAAGCUAUGUUCAGGUGUCUGGCAGUAAAAUAUGGCAAAUGGAACGUUCCUGUAACUGUUGUCAGGAAUCAGGAGAACGGGAGGCAUCAGUGGUUCUCUAUUGUCCCAAGGCGAAAAAUGAAGAAAAAAGAUAUCGAAAGGUUACAACAAAAGCUCCCCUUGAAUGUAUGUGUCGUCCAUGUGGGAGUGUAGAAGAAAGUUCCAUCAUUCCUCAAGAAAUCGCUGGUUACGUUGAAGAUAGCCCUCUGCAUAGCCAGUUUCAAAGACAUUUUUAA